AUGGCCGGGAAGAAGGGGGAGCCCAAAAAGGAUGCGGAAGCCAAAGGGAAAGGGGGCAAAGGGAGAGGGAAGGAUGGAAAGAAAGGCAAGAAGGAGGCACCCAAUGAGUCGGAGGAGACGUCGGAUACGGAGCUGCUGAAGGAGGAGGAGAGUGAGGAGCCGGAGGUGGUGGUGGAGGAGGAGAAGGAUGAGGAGGAGGAGGUGGUGGAGGAGCCCAAGAAGGGGAAGGGGAAGGAGAAGAAGGGGGUGCUCAAGGGGGUGGUGGGGAAGAAGCCAGGCCGGGGGAAGAAGGUGCAGCUGGAGCCGGAGGAGCAGGAGGGUGGCAGUGAUGCUGCACCCAAGAAGAACCUGAAGGGCACAUCCAAACUGGUGCUGGGGCUGUCGGCCGUCAACAUCAAGAAGAAGAAAGGAGCCAAAGGGGGUGCAGAGACCAAAGCACUGGUGGAGCCUGGCCCGGCUGAGGAAGAGGAGGCAGCGGCACCGAAGGCCCGGGCCAAGCGGAGCCUCCGCAGCACCUCCAGGCUCUUCGUGGGCUUACAGAAGCUGGGCUUGCGCCGGCCUAAGAAGGCUCAGUUCAAGAACACAUCUCGGUUCUUCUGGGGGCUGCACAAGCGCAGCACCCACCGCAGGAGGAAGAAGAAGAACAAAGCAGUGCUCAAAUCCACCUCCAACCUCAUGGUGCGCUUCAAGCGCGUGGGCAAGAAGAGGAAGGACACAUCCGGCACCGCGGUGCCAGCAAAGCCAUCCUUCCUGCUGCUGCGGCACAGCCCGGCGGGCACCGAGGACGGAGCAUCCCUCUUCCGACGGCGGCCGGAGAGGAAAUUCAAGCCACGGGCACAGGUGCUGAGCAAAGCGGCUGCAGCCACCGGUUGGUUGGCCAAGAAGGUGCUGAGCCGGCGCGGGAGGCUGGCGGGGGGCGGCCGUGCCGCAGACACGGCCUGGCUGUCCCGGAUCGGUGCCAGGAAGCUGCCGUUCCCUGCGGAAGAUGAGAUCCUCCGGCACAGGGCCAACAUGAAGCGCAUCCCCGGAGGCAGCAGGAGGAUGUCGCGGCGCGGCAGCAUGGCAAGGAGGCCGUCCCGGCGGCGUUCCCAACGCGGGUCCACGGAGGUGCCGGUGCCGCGGUAUGGGUGGGCUGAGGAGGAGGAUGGAGCUUACAGGCACCGGCGUGGCUAUGGCAAGGAGGAGGAUGGAGGGUAUGGAUCCAGGAGGGGCUAUGGCAAGAAGGAAGAUGGAGCCUAUGGCCGCUGGCGUGGCUACGGCAAGGAGGAUGAUGGAGCCUAUGGUCCUCAGCGCGGCUACGCAGAGGAUGGAGACUAUGGCCCGUGGCACAGCUACAGUGAGGAGGAGGAUGGAGCCUACGGCCCUCAGCGUGGCUACAAUGAGGAGGAGGAAGGCUAUGCCCAAGCCCCAGCCUACCCUGCAGCGUACGGCUAUGAGGACGUGGGGCCGAGCCCUUACUCUGACUACCCUGGCUAUGGGGCAGAGCAGGAUUAUGGCUUCUAUGGGGGGGGUUGGGAGGAGGGAGACCCCCAGGGACCCCCCUAUGGCUAUGGGGAGCUGGCGGACGAGGCAUCAUUUGCUGGUGGCUCCCCCCUUGCCCUCUAUGACCCCUAUGGCAGCGACCAGGAGUACAGCGAGGACACAGUGGGGCCUUUGGGCUACAGGGGGGACCCCUAUGAGGACUUUGGGGACUACCCUGGGGGUGAGUACCCCGAGCACCGCAUCCAGUACAGCGAAGGGGGGUGGGCGCCGCACGCCCAGUCCUGCAAUCCCUAUGCCCUGGCCCUGGAGGAGAUAGCGGAGGCCGGAGAGCCGGAGGAGUGGGAUGAAGAGGAGGAGGAGGACAAGGAGUAUCCGUUCCCCAUCCUCAGCUCCUCCUCGCUGCGGGGCAUGCGGGACACGCUCUCCUCCAAGCUCUCCCUCAACCGCAAGUUCCGGCUCUUCCCCCGGCCUCAGGUCAAGCUGUUCGGCAGGGACCGCCUCGAUGUCCCCCUCCCCCCGUCCCCCCAUCUGCCCCCGGGCCGGGAUGAGGAUGACUACGAUGAGUACGAGCCCCCGGUCCCCAGCCCCACUGCCCCCCGCGGCCGCCGCGUUGCCGCAGCGCGGUCGUGCGGGAGCCCUUUGGGACAGUUCCUGCAGCGCUCCCUCUCGCAGCCCCUCAGCCGCCCUCCGAGGGCUGCAAUGGGGCCCCGGGACCGCCGCGCCCCACAACCCUCCUAUAGGCACUCGGGCCGCAGGAUGGACAGCGCCGCAAUGGGGCCGCGGGACCCUUCCCCACCCUGGGGGCAGCCCCGGCUCCCGUCCCUCCGCAACCCCUUCGCCAACGUGGGGCGCUCCCCAUCGCCCCCCCCGGCCCGGCAGCGCCCGGAGCCCCCACGUCGCUCCCCUUCCCUCGGUGCCAGCAUCCGCCGGUUCGGCCCCGAGCCCCCAGCGCCGCCUCCAUCCCCGGGCCCCGGGGGGAGGCGUUUGGGGAGCCCCCGGUCCCUGCGGCAGAGCAGCCCCCCUGGGCUGCCGCUGCCCCAGGCCUGGCCCCGGCUCCCUGAGCCCCCCACCAAGGCUGUGAAGCCGCUGCAGAGAUCCCCCUUUAUGGCAUCGUCCCGGCCCGGCAGCCGCCGCCUCGGCCCCUCUUGGGACGCGGAGCUGCCCCCUUGGCAGGGCGCUGCUGCUGGGGUGCCCCCCCCUCCCAGUCCCGCUCCUGGUACCCCCAAAACCUUCAUCCAACGCAUCGGGCAGCCCCUUGCCGGGAUGGCUCCGCGCUCCCCCCCGGCCCGGCCGUCCCCUGCCGAACCGAGCAGCCCCAUACGCUCCAUGGGGCAAUCCCUGGCAUCGCUGCUCGUGAGGAGCAUGGCCCCUUCUGCAACCCCCCCAUCCCCACCGCCCGCCCGCCGCGCUUCCUCCCGUUCACCCUCCUCUCCCCAGCGCCCAUCCCGACGGGACGGGAGCACCCGUAGGUCACCGAGCCCUCCCCCGGCGCACCGGGGCUGGACCGACCCCGGGCCCCCUAUGGCCCCGUCCAUCCCUCGCGGGGACCGGAGCCCCUCACCGCAGCGUCAGGCCUCGUUCCCAUCACCCCGCGGCAGAGCCCCCGGCUCCCCGGCCACCCCCCGCCGUGGCCCGGAGGCCGUCGAGGGUGAUGCUCUGUCCGGGGAGGAGGGCUUGGGGCGCUACGCGGUGGUGACGCCGCAGGUACAGAGGUUGGGCUCCUUCCGACGGGCGUCCCGCAUGUACAAGCAGCACUGGUCCGCGCAGCACGUCGUGAGGGUGCGGGAGAUGCCCGACCUCUGGACGGCAGAGCAGGGACCCCCCCAGCGGCCCUCCCAGCGCGGCCGGCGGUGGGGGAGCCAUCGGGGAGCCGACAUCGGCCGGUACCUGAGCCAGCGGCCGUCGGGGGGCGGCUGGAGGGAGCGGCACCCCUGGGCCGACGGGUACCUGGGCAGCAAGCAGCCCUGGCGCAGCAAGAUGCAGUCCCUGUGCAGCCUGCCCAUUGUGCGGUACCAGGAGCCACAGGAGGAGGAUGGACUGGAGGACAUGACCCAGCUGGAGGACCUCCAGGAGGCAGCGGUGCUGAGCAACAUCCGGACACGGUUCGAGCGCCAGCUCAUCUAUACCUACAUCGGCAGCAUCCUGGUGUCGGUGAACCCAUACCGGCUCUAUGACAUCUAUGGCACAGAGCAGGUCCUGCAGUAUGAGGGCAGAGCCCUGGGCGAGAACCCACCGCACCUCUUUGCCAUCGCGAACGUCGCCUACUCCAAAGUGAUGGAUGCCAAACACAACCAGUGUAUCAUCAUCAGUGGGGAGAGCGGCUCAGGGAAGACUGAAGCCACCAAACUGAUCCUGCGGUACCUGGCAGCCGUCAGCCAGAAGCGCAGCACUGCCCCACAGAUAGAGAUCCUGGAGGCGACCCCUUUGCUGGAGUCCUUCGGCAAUGCCAAAACCGUCAGGAAUGAUAAUUCCAGCAGGUUUGGGAAGUUUGUGGAGAUCUUCCUGGAGGAUGGUUUGAUCUGCGGUGCCAUAACCUCGCAGUACCUGCUGGAGAAGUCCCGUGUGGUCUUCCAGGCCAAGAGCGAGCGCAAUUACCACAUCUUCUAUGAGAUGCUGGCAGGGCUGCCUGCGCAGCAGCGGCAGCGGUACUGCCUGCAGGGCGCCGAGACAUACUACUACCUGAACCAGGGUGGGAACUGUGAGAUUCCCGGGAAGAACGAUGAGGAGGAUUUCCAUCGCCUGCUCAGCACCAUGGAAGCGCUGAGCUUCAGUGUGGAGGAGCAGAACAGCAUCUUCCGCAUCCUCUCCUCCGUCCUCCACUUGGGCAACGUCUACUUCGACAAAUACGAGAGUGACUGCCAGGAGGUGGCCAUGGUGGUGAGCGCCACGGAGAUCCGGACCGUGGCUGAGCUGCUGCAGGUGUCCCCCGAGGGCCUGCAGAAAGCCAUCACCUUCAAGGUGACGGAGACGCUGAGGGAGAAGAUCUUUACCCCUCUGACUGUUGAAAGUGCUGUGGAUGCCAGGGAUGCCAUUGCCAAGACCCUCUACUCCCUGCUCUUCGGCUGGCUCACCGACCGCAUCAACAAGCUGGUGUACCCGCGGCAGGAGGCCCUCUCCAUCGCCAUCCUGGACAUCUAUGGCUUUGAGGAUCUCAACUUCAACAGCUUUGAGCAGCUCUGCAUCAACUAUGCCAAUGAGUACCUGCAGUUCUUCUUCAACAAGAUCGUGUUCCAGGAGGAGCAGGAGGAGUACCUGCGGGAGCAGAUCGAGUGGAAGGAGAUCCCCUUCAGUGACAACCAGCCUUGCAUUGACCUCAUCUCCCAGAAGCCCUAUGGGAUCCUGCGCAUCCUGGAUGACCAGAGCUGCUUCCCCCAGGCCACCGACCACACGUUCCUCCAGAAGUGUCACUACCACCAUGGGACAAACCCACUGUACACCAAGCCGAAGAUGCCACUGCCCGAGUUCACCAUCAAGCACUACGCAGGGAAGGUGACCUACCAGGUCCACAAGUUUUUGGAUAAGAACUAUGACCAGGUCCGUCAGGAUGUGCUGGACCUGUUCCUCAGCAGCAGGACCAAGGUGGUGGCCAACCUCUUCUUCGGCCAUGCCCAGGUGCUGGCGCGGCAGAGGAGCCUCAUGAGGAGGAGCAGCACCAGGACACGCCGGUACAAGGCUCCCACUGUGGCCGCCCGCUUCCAGCAGUCACUUCUGGAGCUGGUGGAGAGGAUGGAGAGGUGCAACCCCUUCUUCGUGCGCUGUCUCAAACCCAACAACAAGAAGGAACCAGGGCUCUUUGAGGCUGAUGUGGUCAGCAGCCAGCUGCGGUACUCAGGGAUCCUGGAGACCAUCCGCAUCCGCAAGGAAGGCUUCCCCAUCCGCAUCCCUUUCCUUGUCUUCAUUGACAGGUACCGCUGCCUCGUUGACAUGUGGUCCAACGUCAUUCCCAACGGCUCCAACUGCGUGGAGAUGCUGAGGAGCCUCUGCCCCGUCAGCCCCAGCAUGUACUACGUCGGUGUCACCAAGCUCUUCCUGAAGGAGCAGCUGUACCAGGCCCUGGAGAGCAAACGUGCCCGUGCCCAUCACUUGGCUGCACUCACACUCCAGCGCUAUGCUCGCACCUUCUUCAUCAAGAGGCGCUUCCGCUCGCUCCGAAGGAAGAUCAUCCUGCUGCAGAGCCGGGCAAGGGGAUACCUGGCCAGGCAGCGGUACCGGCGCAUGCGGCGCACGCUCAUCAAGUUCAGGUCACUGGUGCACAUCUAUGUGAACCGCCGGCGGUACCUCAAGAAGAAGGAGGAUGCCCGCCGGCGGGCAGAGGAGGAGAAGGAAAGGAUGAAGCAGGAGCUGACCAGGAGGGAGGUGGUGGACGUCACCCACCUGGAGAUCCCGGCCGAGCUGAUGGGGCUGCUGGAGGCGGCCGCAGCCGCCCGGGAGGUGAACGCCGGCUGCGUGGUGCUGGUGCCGCCGCCGGCUCUGCAGCCCGACCCGCAGCUCACGCUGCCGCUCGACAUCAACGACUACCCCAUGGCCAAGUACGUGCGGGGCCACUUCCAGGAACCAGCGUUCGGGAUGCUGACUGCCCCAUUGAUGGCUCCUCUCACCCGGCUGGAUGAGGAGCUGUGCCACGAGGCGCUGAGCCUCUUCCAGCUGAUCCUGCGGUUCAUGGGGGACCCUGCGCUGGGAGGCUCACAGGAGACCCUGUUUGGCAACUACAUCGUGCAGAAGGGGCUGUCGGUGCCGGGGCUGCGGGACGAGCUCCUGGCACAAGCGGCCAACCAGGUCUGGCGUAACACCAACGUCAACAACGAGGAGCGGGGCUGGCUGCUGCUGGCCGCCUGCCUCAGCGCCUUCCCCCCCUCCGCUGCCUUUGACAAGUACCUGCUCAAGUUCGUCUCUGACUACGCCUUCGCUGGCUACAAGCCGGUGUGCCAGCGCAAGCUGAUGCACGCCAUGGCACGGUCCCAGCUGGGCACCGCGGCCGCCAGAGCCUACCCCCCAUCACUGCUGGAGUGGACGGCGAACCGGCAGCAAGCCAGCAUGGCACUGGACCUGCACUGCUUCAAUGGUGACCAGUUCUCCUGCCCUGUCCACUCCUGGGCCACAGGCGAGGACCUGGCAGGGGAUGUCCUGAAGCACAGGGGGCUGGUGGAGGGCUGGCGGGGCUGGUCCGUGGCCAUGAAGGCUGGUGCCCAAUGGGCCGAGCUGGCUGGUCAUGACUAUGUCCUGGACCUCAUCUCCGACCUCGAGCUGCUCCGUGGCUUCCCCAAGCAGAAGUCCUGCUUCCUGGUUGCAUGGGAUGGAGCCGAGAGCCACAGCGGGGACAGCCGGGCGGUGUUGGGACACGGCUUGGAUUUGGAUGAAGUGCCUCCUCCUCCAGCUGUGAAAGCCCCAACGCUGCCAUCCACAGAGAUGUACCAUCCCCAUGAUGGGGAGUUUGGGGAGCCGCGCAGCCAGAAGGGUCUGGACCGGUACCUGGACAGCCUCUUCGACCCUGUGCUCUCCUAUGGCAAUGGGGAGCUGGAGAAGCCAGCUGCUGUCACACAGAGGAUGAAGGGAAGAGGUGGUGCAGGAGGAAGGGAUGGUGAUGCUGAGCACAGCAGACCCCCAGUGCCUGCAGACACACAGCAGCCAAGAGGCACGGAGCCAGCCCCAUCCUUACAGCACCCGGCAGAUGCCAACCAGACACAGGGCAGAGCAGCAGAGGGGACACCAGCCCGUGCCCCCCAGCCCCGGCCCUACAUGCAGAAAGCAGCCCCCGUGGGCCGGCGGUGGCCAGGAGAGCUGGUGCGGAAUUCCCGGCUCAACUCGGAGCACUUCCCACGGCCCACACACGACAUCCGGAACAUCAUCCGGCAGUGCCAGCCUGCCCCACGGGGAUCCCAGCCCCACAGCAAGCUCUUUGGGAAGAAGCAGGACCCCCACGAGGAAGCCCUGCAGAUCCUGAAGGAGCAGCUCUCAGCAUCCCCAGUGCCAGCGGCUGCGGCCCCCAAGGAGGUGGUGGCCACAGUGAAGCCGGUCACCAGCAGCAGGUACCCACCGCGACCACCAAUGGGACGUGCAGUGGCCACCCGGUCCCCAGUGUCUGUGUCACGGGAGCUCCCAUCCGAGGCGCAGCAGAUCCAGACCCAGCUGCACCGGAGCUGCAGUGAGGACUUCUACACCUACCACAACGUGCCCUGGAAAAUAUACAUCCGGAAGGAGGUGUUCUACCCCAAGGACAGCAUCAACAACCCAUUGCUGCUCGACCUCAUCUUCAGGCAGAUCUUCAAUGAUGUGCUCUCCAACACCUGCAUCCGGCUCAGCCAGGAGGAGCGGCUCCGCAUGAAGUCCCUCUUCGCGGAAAACAAACUGGACUCCUUCAGCCCUGUGGCCACCGAGAGCGUCAAGAGGGAGAUCAUCACAGCCGCCCGCGAUGGCUGUGAUGUGUACUUCUCUCGCCUCUUCCCUGCCACGGGCAGUGUGGGGACGGGGGUGCAGAUCCUGGCUGUGUCCCACACUGGUGUCAAGCUGCUGCGGAUGGUGAAGGGCAGCAAUGUUCCUGGGGAGCAGCUGAGGGUGCUGCGGGCAUACGGCUAUGCCGAUGUGCUCUUCGUGACCACCCCAUCCAGGAACAUGCUGGAGCUCAACCUGCGCAGCGAGAAGCUCAUCCUAUUCUCCCCCAAAGCCCCACACGUCAAGGCUAUGGUUGAUCACUUCAUCACGGAGCUCAGGAAGGACUCCCAGUACGUGGUGGCUGUGAGGAACUAUAGCCCAGAGGACAAGAGCCGGCUCAGCUUCCAUAAAGGGGACAUCAUCCACCUGCAGCCAAUGAAGCAUCCUGAGAGAGAUCACUACUAUGGCUGUGUGGUCCGCAAGAAGGUGAUGUACCUGGAGGAGCUGAAGACAGGCACCCAGGACUUCGGGUGGAAGUUUGGUGCCAUCCACAGCAGCUCCGGUCUCUUCCCUGCUGAGUACGUCCAGCCUGUGGCAGCCCCAGACUUUGUCCAUUUGCCAGCGGAGAGGAAAGAGGAGCCCAGGGACAAGCAGGGCAAGGUGGUGGCUCCAGCAGCCGUGGCCGUGGCUGUGGCCUCCACUGCUGUGGCACAGGAGCUGGACCGCAAAGGGGAGGCAUCCCCGGCCAGCACAGCAGAGGGUGACAGCAGUGAGGAGCUUGGUGCCAGCACAGGGACCUGCCCCAUGCUGCCCUUUGCCAGGCAGUAUUUCCGUGCGGCACGGCAUGGGGAGGCAAUGGAACCCUGCGGGAUGAAGGCCAAAAGGGAUGUGCCCAACGUGCUGGAGAUGCUGACAUACAGCAAGACCCCUAUCCAGGAGUCACUCAUUGAAUUUGUGGAUGGUGGCAUCAGCAAACUGGCCACGGAGACGUUCCAAGCCGUGAUGAAGUUCAUGGGUGACCAUCCCCUGCGAGGGCAGACGGAGCUGGACAGUGUCUGCACCAUCCUCAGGCUCUGUGCAGAGCAUGAGGUCCUGCGGGAUGAGGUCUACUGCCAGGUGGUGAAGCAGAUCACCAACAACAGCAGCUCCAAGCCGGAUAGCUGCCAGAAGGGCUGGAGGCUGCUCUACAUCCUCGCUGCUUACUACAAGUGCUCCGAGGUGCUCAGGCCCUUCCUGCUGUCCUUCCUGCAGGAUGCCAGCAGGCACCCGGAGCUGCCGUUCCACGGCAUUGCCAAGGCCUGUGAGCUGAACCUGCACAAAACCCUGCAGUUUGGUGGCCGCAGGCUCUUCCCCAGCAGCACGGAGCUCAGGGCCAUGGUGGCUGGACGCAGCGCCAAGCGCCAGCUCUUCCUCCUGCCUGGUGGCAUUGAGAGGCACCUCAAGAUCAAGACGUGCUCGGUGGCUCUGGAUGUGAUCGAGGAGCUGUGCUGUGAGAUGGGGCUGCAGCAUCCAGAGGCUUUUGAGGAGUACAUCCUCUUUGUGGUGACCGACAGAGGGCAGAGCGUGCGGCCGCUGACCCGCCGGGAAUACGUGCUGGAUGUGGCCGCCGAGACGGAGCGCAGGGACACCAGCUACACCUUCUGGUGCCGCCGCGUGGUCUGGGGACAGCCCCUCAAGUUUGACAACGAGCUCUAUGUCACCGUCCACUACAACCAGGUCCUCCCUGACUACCUCAAGGGGCUGUUCACUGUCCUGCCACCAGCCAGGCCGGCAGAGCAGCACUUCCCACACGUGGCCAAGCUGGCUGCCCUCCAGCACCGAGCCAAGGACCACCAUCACCUCCCCACCGCGCGAGAGAUGCAGGAUUAUGUCCCACCACAGCUCUUCCGCCUGCUGAAGGCUCAAUCCUGGCUCCAUAUGGUGACCCAGCACAUGCAGCAAGCGCAGGCGCUCAGCGCCCACCAGGCCAGGGCACAGUUCCUGGGGCUGCUGAGCGCCUACCCCAUGUUCGGCUCAUCCUUCUUCUACAUCCAGAGCUGCAGCAACAACACCAUCGUCUCCCCCUGCAUCCUGGCUGUCAACCAGAACGGCCUCAACUUCCUCAGCAAGGAGACCCACGAGCCCAUCGCCAAGUUCCAGCUGAAGGAGAUCCAAUCCACACGGACACAGCGUCCGACAGCCGGCUCCAGCUACCCCUAUGUGGAGAUCACCCUGGGCGACCUCCAGGCACAGAGCAUCACCCAGCUGCAGCUGGAGCAGGGCCUGGAGCUGUGCCGGGUGGUGGCUGCGCACAUGGAGAGGCUGUUGGGAGCACGGGAGAAGAGGCUGACGCUGCCGCCCAGUGAGAUCACCCUGCUAUGA
This is a messenger RNA of Melopsittacus undulatus (budgerigar), 10212 nucleotides long. RefSeq names its product myosin XVA (gene MYO15A). The record is from RefSeq and is a predicted model, not a curated record. NCBI's taxonomy places the organism in Eukaryota, Metazoa, Chordata, Aves, Psittaciformes, Psittaculidae. Bases 1 to 10212 code for a protein of 3403 amino acids. The transcript has 64 exons. Gene Ontology annotation, cellular component: cytoskeleton; myosin complex. Gene Ontology annotation, molecular function: ATP binding; protein binding; cytoskeletal motor activity. Gene Ontology annotation, biological process: signal transduction.